UAGUUGUAAUUGAAUACGGUACCUCAGAGCACUGACUGAGUGGCCAUACCAGAUGUCUAGCUGGUCUGCUCGCGAAAAUGGCAAAACAGCGUGAAAGAUGCACAAGCUGCUCGGUCGCUAUCGGUGCCGUAAAAUGGCUUUUGUUGCUAGGGCGGCGGGAAAGCAGCAAAAAAUCCAUUCCUAUGGUCUCCUGUUAAUAUAGCCAUGGAAGGGAACAUGCUCAAAAGGGAUGAGCAACAAUUCCAGAUAAAUGAAGAGCUGGAAUUAAGAACGAGACUGCUGAUGAAAGAGGCAGAAUGCAUUCUGAAGGAAACUCCUGGACAACUCAAGAAGGACAACGCUCAACUGUCGGAUAUUGCUUCUAAAAUAUAUAUACCGAUCACUGUCGGAGUUGAAAAUAACGACCUUCCCAAAAAAAGCGCUGAGAAACCUCUAACUUCGCAUAACGAUUUCCAUUCAGAACCAGAGUUGAGGUUCCUUCGAGCCAAAGUAAAUAUCCUGGCAGCUGAGAUCGAAAAGCUUAAAGACGAUGGGAUAAAAAAGGUCGAUGAGCUGAAGUUGAUGGACUCAAAUUUGCAAUCGCUGAAAGAGGAGCGGAACAAAGCAACGCAACAACUGUCGGUGGCCGAAAAUAAAGUGGCGAGAGCGCAAAAUGCGCUCUCUGAACAAUCCAACAGCAUGAAAAUGCUUGAGUCGAUUAAAACCAAACUGACACACGAUUUAGCAGCGGCCAAGAAAGAGGCGAAAUUGUCCUCUCAGCACGCUACGACGAUGGAGCUAAGAAUGAAUAGAGCGCUGGAAGAAGUUGAAAAUUUGAAAACAGCAUUACAUAUGAGAAGAGGACAGGAUAAGGAGGAGCAGGAAAUGCAGAGAAAAACGCUGGAGAGCCAAACUGCAAUGAUCCAGAAACUGGAACGGCAGCAGGCAGAAUUAGUCAUGGCUUUCCGCAGACAACUUGUGCUUUGCCAUAACCUGCAAAGGCAGAAGGAGCUUCUGGCCGCCACUGCGGCACUGAACAUUGCGGACUCAAAAUUUACCGACAUGCUGCAAGGCACACGGAGCAAUCAGUAAUUAAACUUCAGUCGAUUCUAUUUACAAUUAAAUUUAUUCGAUUUGUGAAAAUCAUUGUUUGGGGGAAAGAUUUGAUUUUUAAAAUUGCAAGGACACCGCAAAACAAAAAAAUAAGUGCAUUGACAAUUAACAAAUAAAUCGAAAAGAAAUACGUUUUUUUUUAAUUUGUAUCACCCUGACCUCUGCAAUUAUGACUUUUUUUUAGACAAACCUUUUGUUCUCCUGGGCAUAACAUUAAUCUGUCCCGAGUUUCGCUAAACUAGAUGAGAUUAAGUGGGUAAAAACUAUAGGCGCACAUGUACGUUUAAGGCAAGAUAUAAAUUAGCUUUAGAGGCUGC
Molecule: messenger RNA, 1409 nt
Organism: Cloeon dipterum
Lineage: Eukaryota; Metazoa; Arthropoda; Insecta; Ephemeroptera; Baetidae
Product: testis-expressed protein 9-like
Exons: 6
Coding region: 205-1071 (288 amino acids)
Source: RefSeq, a predicted model, not a curated record